CGCACCACCACUGCACCUGCAGCCCUCUUACGGAGCCAGAUACAACGAAAACCUGCUCCUGACCAGGUUAGUGACGUGCCUUCGCUGGAGCUGUCAGACAUGUCUGACCCGAAUCCACCGAGAAAUGCCCAGAGAGUCCUGGUGAUCUACACCGGGGGGACCAUCGGGAUGACGAUUCAGGGUGAAGUGCUUGCCCCAGAAGCCAACGCUUUUGUGGAAGGACUGCGCAAUUUGUCCAUGCUCCACGAUGAGGAGUACGCCAAGGAGAUCGGCCUGAAUGAGUACAACACCCUGGUCCUGCCGCUGACUAAAACCAAUAAGAGGGUUGUGUACACUGUUCUAGAGUACAGCCCUUUGCUGGAUUCCUCCAACAUUUCCAUAGAAGACUGGGGUACAAUUGGAAAGGACAUUGAGAAAAACUAUGACGACUUUGACGGUUUUGUGAUCCUGCACGGCACAGACACCAUGGCUUACACAGCCUCGGCCCUGUCCUUCAUGUGUGAACAUUUGUGCAAACCAAUCAUCCUCACCGGAUCUCAGGUGCCGAUCUUUGAGAUGAGGAAUGACGGCCGAGACAACCUGCUGGGGGCGCUGCUGAUCGCAGGCCAGUUUGAAAUUCCUGAGGUGUGCCUGUACUUCUACAACAAACUCUUCAGAGGGAACCGUGUGACCAAGGUGAAUGCUGAGAGUUUCGACGCCUUCUCCUCUCCCAACCUGGAUCCUCUGGCCAUCGCUGAAGUGGACUUUUUAAUCCACUGGGAUACGGUGCGGAGGGCAGACCACACAGCACAGUUCCACGUCAGCACCGAGCUGAAUAGGAACGUGGGGCUGCUCAGGCUGUUCCCAGGAAUCACUACUGCUACUGUGACGGCUUUCCUGCAGCCGCCCAUGGAGGGCGUAGUCCUGGAGACCUACGGCAGCGGAAACGCCCCCGAUAACCGACCUGACCUGUUGGCGGCGCUGAAGGAGGCCACCGACUCCGGGGUCAUCAUCAUGAACUGCACCCAGUGCCUGAAGGGGACCGUGUCUGCUUCGUACGCCACCGGACAGGUGUUGAAGGACGCAGGGCUAAUAGCUGGUGGAGACAUGACUCCAGAGGCGGCCCUGUCAAAGCUCUCUUACGUAUUGGCCAAGAAAGAGUUAGAUGUUGAUGCCAAGAAAAAGAUGAUGGGUGAAAACCUGCGCGGUGAGAUGGUGUCCGACUUUCCCGGAACCAAACUGUCUCUGAGUGACGGCCGAUUCAUCCAGGUCAUCGCCAGGUCCCUGAACAUCAACUACAAGGAGAAGCUGGAAGCCAUCCGUGAGGCCCUGACUCCCCCACUGGCAUGUGCCGCCGCUAGGAUCGGAGACAUAGAUGCCCUAAAGGGCACCAACUUCAGUCUGAGUGACUACGACGGACGCACACCCCUACAUAUCGCUGCCUGCGAGGGCCACCUCAAACUGGUGGAGUACCUCCUGAGUCACGGAGUCAAAGUGCACGCCAAAGAUCGCUAUGGGGACACGCCCCUGGGGAACGCUGUGCGCUUCAGACACGAGGAGAUGGUGAAGCUGCUGAGAAAGGCCGGGGCGCAGCUCUCUACAGACGAGUUGGACAAAGCAGGGACUGAACUGUGCAGCCUGACGGCCAGCGGGGACCUGGAGGGCCUCGAAAUGUGGGAACUCGCUGGAGCCGAUCUGAAUCAACGCGGCUACAAUGGACAGACAUCCCUUGAACUGGCCGGUGCUCUCGGCAAAAAAGAAGUGGUGGCAUUUUUAGAGCAGCUCAAAAAACCCAAGCCUGUGUUUGGUGAGAUUCGUGAGCAUCGUGAUGAUGAGUGAUCGAGUCUCCAGCAACCCAGAGAGGACUGUGAGCUGUCGUCGACCAACAAGAAUCGUCCUCAUGACUCCGUCCUCCUCACUCCGUCCAGCGCACCAAUACAUGCCACAUGUUUCCUGGGACCUACUGGGAGUAAAAGAAAAUGUAGAAAACUCUUCUCCAACUCUUUUAGUACACACAACAGCAUUAGGAAGAGGAAGGUUACGUAGUACAGUUACGUCACUUUGUAAAAUAAAAUAGCAAUAUAUUCAGGAUUAAAUUACAGGGGGCCCUUAUGGUUGUUUCUAGUGAAGUGCAGGAAGGUUUCCAGUAACUAAUGAGAAUAUACUCAUUUUGUUUGUGCUGUUAUUCACCUAUAAGCCUUGUCCACUGUCCUUGAAGCGGAACAUUUCCUGCUACAAAAACCUUUGGUUACCUUCCAGACUCAACCAGCCUGUUUCUUGCUCUGAUCAGUCACAUAUCUCUCAUGAAAUGGAAAAGGUAAAUUUACACUGACUUUUGAAGUCAGCUGUGUUGUCAUUCAUUUAGAUGUCAAUUUAUGUUCUUUGCGUCCGAGAUUACGAACAAUUGACUUGAGACGAGUAAACAUUUUAAAACACCCCCGCUUGUUGUUUGGUUUUGAAAAGUAAAAAAAAAUCUUGGUCCUUGUAUUUUACAUCUGUAAGAGAAUCUUCUGUGAUGUAUUAAUGUCCCCCUGACAUUUCAAGAAAGCUUGUUUGUGCGUAUUUGAGUGUGAGAAUGAAAUAGUGAGUUUUGGAUAAAAAUA
Molecule: messenger RNA, 2582 nt
Organism: Pungitius pungitius (ninespine stickleback)
Lineage: Eukaryota; Metazoa; Chordata; Actinopteri; Perciformes; Gasterosteidae
Product: 60 kDa lysophospholipase
Exons: 18
Coding region: 100-1818 (572 amino acids)
Biological process (GO): amino acid metabolic process
Molecular function (GO): protein binding; asparaginase activity
Source: RefSeq, a predicted model, not a curated record